This is a messenger RNA of Sinocyclocheilus rhinocerous, 1646 nucleotides long. RefSeq names its product bMERB domain containing 1 (gene bmerb1). Gene Ontology annotation, biological process: negative regulation of microtubule depolymerization. The transcript is spliced from 7 exons. The record is from RefSeq and is a predicted model, not a curated record. NCBI's taxonomy places the organism in Eukaryota, Metazoa, Chordata, Actinopteri, Cypriniformes, Cyprinidae. Gene Ontology annotation, cellular component: microtubule cytoskeleton. The coding region runs from base 127 to 702 and encodes 191 amino acids.
GUGACGUCACGGAGCUUCCGUCAUGAUGUUGUUCGGUUCCGCGGAUGAGCGCAGAUCAGCGUGAUUACAGCGACGAGAAAGCGACAAAAUCAACGGAACCCGAGAUCUGUGACAUCAACAUUUACUAUGGAGUUAAAGAAAGCCAUUUCUGAAAGCGAAGGGAUGAAGAAAACCUACGGCGCGCUGCAGGAGACAAACCGGAGCAGAGACAGAGGCCAGAUGGACGUGUCCAUGGCUGAAAGCUCCAUGUCUGCAGACGAGAUGGAGGCGGAAAUGGCUCGGAUUCAGCGUCUGCGGGAGGUGCUGGUGAGACGCGAGUCUGAGCUGCACUUCAUGAUGGAUGAUAUUCAGCUCUGCAAAGACAUUAUGAAGCUGAAGCAGGAGCUGAGGAAGAUAGUGGCAGUCCCAGAUGCAGAGAAGACUAAGAAACAUCGUCAGAGAGAAGAGAAGUUACUCCAGGAGAUUCAUCAGCUGGUGCAGAAGAGAGAUUUCCUGGUGGAUGAUGCUGAGGUCGAGCGUCUGAGGGAGCAGGAGGAAGAUAAAGAGAUGGCCGAGUUCCUCCGACAGAAGCUCAGCGUUACACAGAGUAAGAGUUUUCACAGCCGUCUCUCACAAAGUCCCACCAACAAACCCUCCAUCAGCAAGAGCAGCGCGGCCCUCAUUAAGGACUGCUGCGGAGCCACUCAGUGCGUCAUCAUGUGAAGAUCACGAGAUUCCCCAAAGCAAAUCAUACCUGAAUUUGAUGAAUAUAAGUCUGUUGACUGAGCAUUAGAAAGACCUUCAGCUCCUCUGUCAGUGACUCAGGAGGAGCUCAGGAGCCCGAAACAUCCACACAAAACACAAAACCCAGCUCAGAGAGAAGAGUUUGUUUAUUCUUCAGCCUAACGAUACGAGUCACGAAGAAUCGCUCACAAGCACAACAGAAUCACAUCAAACAGAAACUUAGUUAGGAAAUGUUAAAUAACACUGUUGUGAGUUUUAAACACGUGUGUCACAAUCCUGUGGAUGUUAGAGGCUCAUCAGACCGUUUACAGACACUUCAUCUUAGACAUUACCAGCCUUUGUAGAAAGCAGUCACUCAGUAAUUAUGACUGAAUUCAUCAUAUUUCAUGGACAGUUCACCAAAUAUUCCCCUAAAAGGUCUGAAAAGGAUUCUGGCGUUUGGGGUUUUGUUACUCUUUUUCUGUUCAUGAACACAGAAGUGGAUCAACACAACCAUGUCAGUGAUAAAUGUGCAUAAACAUGCAAACUAUGUUUGGAGUUAUGUUAUGUUAUGUUUAUUUGACAAAGAAGUAGUGAAUACACUCUAUUCGUCAAGGAUAACACAAUAAAGUUUAAAACAAAACUUAUUUCCAUUGUGGUCCUUGAUGUAAAGCACAAACUUCACUCCCGGUAACAGGUUCACUGGCACUGCAGUAUAAAUACAAAAAUUACAAUAAAAUUCCACAUUUACAAAAAUUUACAGUCACAAAUAACCACGUACGUAAUACAAAUUCAUCAACAAAACAACCUACCUAGUUAUAGCAUUUCUUUGCCUUUUGAAAUGUAGUGGUAUUUAAACAGGCCUGAUGAUCAGAAAUAAUUAGACAUAAACUGAAUGUGAAUGAAGCAGGACAUCAGCAAAUAAAGUACCUUCCUGCAGUCGG